Messenger RNA from Cinclus cinclus, 4626 nucleotides. It is a transcript of the gene CACNA1A, whose product is annotated as calcium voltage-gated channel subunit alpha1 A. Bases 1 to 4626 code for a protein of 1541 amino acids. Gene Ontology annotation, biological process: chemical synaptic transmission; calcium ion import across plasma membrane. Gene Ontology annotation, cellular component: neuronal cell body; membrane; voltage-gated calcium channel complex. Gene Ontology annotation, molecular function: high voltage-gated calcium channel activity. The record is from RefSeq and is a predicted model, not a curated record. Lineage: Eukaryota; Metazoa; Chordata; Aves; Passeriformes; Cinclidae. The transcript is spliced from 29 exons.
AUGGCUCGUUUCGGAGAGGAGGUGGCGGCCCGCUACGGGCCCGGCGGCGGCGGGAGCGGCCCCGGGGCGGCGGCGGGGGGCCGGGGAGCGGGGGGGGGCCCGCGGCAGGGCCCCCCCGGGGCUCAGCGCCUCUACAAGCAGUCCAUGGCCCAGCGCGCCCGCACCAUGGCCCUGUACAACCCCAUCCCGGUGCGGCAGAACUGCCUCACCGUCAACCGCUCGCUCUUCCUCUUCAGUGAGGACAACGUGGUGAGGAAAUACGCCAAAAAGAUCACCGAAUGGCCUCCUUUUGAAUACAUGAUUUUAGCCACCAUCAUCGCGAACUGCAUCGUCCUUGCGCUGGAGCAGCACCUGCCCGACGAGGACAAGACCCCCAUGUCGGAGCGGCUGGACGACACGGAGCCGUAUUUCAUCGGCAUCUUCUGCUUCGAGGCGGGGAUCAAGAUCAUCGCGCUGGGCUUCGCCUUCCACAAAGGCUCCUACCUGCGCAACGGCUGGAACGUCAUGGACUUCGUGGUGGUGCUCACGGGCAUCCUGGCCUCAGUGGGCUCCCAGUUCGACCUGCGGACGCUGCGGGCCGUGCGAGUGCUCCGGCCCCUCAAGCUGGUCUCGGGGAUCCCAAGUUUACAAGUCGUGCUGAAGUCCAUCAUGAAGGCGAUGAUCCCGCUGCUGCAGAUCGGGCUCCUGCUCUUCUUCGCGAUCCUCAUCUUCGCCAUCAUAGGAUUAGAGUUUUAUAUGGGCAAAUUCCACACCACCUGCUUCGACCUGGUCACAGACGAGAUCAAGGUGGAGGUCCCGUGCGGGACGGACGAGCCGGCCCGGAUCUGCCCCAACGGCACCAAGUGCAAGAAAUAUUGGGAAGGGCCCAACUACGGCAUCACGCAGUUCGACAACAUCCUCUUCGCCGUGCUCACCGUCUUCCAGUGCAUCACCAUGGAAGGGUGGACCGACCUCCUCUACUAUAGCAACGACGCCUCAGGGAACACUUGGAACUGGCUGUACUUCAUCCCCCUCAUCAUCAUCGGCUCCUUUUUUAUGCUCAACCUCGUGCUGGGGGUCCUGUCCGGCGAGUUUGCCAAAGAGCGGGAGCGGGUGGAGAACCGCCGGGCCUUCCUCAAGCUGCGGCGGCAGCAGCAAAUCGAGCGGGAGCUCAACGGAUACAUGGAGUGGAUCUCCAAGGCGGAAGAGGUGAUCCUGGCCGAGGACGAGCCCGAGGCCGAGCCCCGGCGCCCCUUCGAUGCUCUCCGGAGGGCCACCAGCAAGAGGAGCAAGACGGACCUGCUGAGCCCCGAGGAGGGCGAGGAGCAGCUGGGGGACAUCGCGGCCAUGGGGUCCCCCUUCGCCCGUGCCAGCCUCAAAAGUGCCAAGCUGGAGAACGCCACCUUCUUCCACAAGCGGGAGCGGCGGAUGCGCUUCCACAUCCGGCGGAUGGUGAAAACUCAGGCCUUCUACUGGACCGUGCUCAGUCUGGUAGCCCUCAACACCCUGUGUGUUGCUAUCGUUCACUACGACCAGCCAGAUUGGCUUUCCGACUUCCUCUACUAUGCAGAAUUCAUUUUCUUGGGACUCUUUAUGUCCGAAAUGUUUAUAAAAAUGUACGGGCUGGGGACGCGGCCUUACUUCCACUCGUCCUUCAACUGCUUCGACUGUGCCGUUAUCAUCGGAAGCAUCUUCGAGGUGAUCUGGGCUGUUGUGAAGCCGGGAACAUCCUUCGGGAUCAGCGUGCUGCGAGCUCUCAGGUUACUGCGCAUCUUCAAAGUCACCAAGUACUGGGCUUCCCUGCGGAACCUGGUGGUGUCCCUGCUGAACUCCAUGAAAUCCAUCAUCAGCCUCCUCUUCCUCCUCUUCCUCUUCAUCGUCGUCUUCGCCCUUUUGGGGAUGCAGCUCUUCGGGGGACAGUUCAAUUUUGACGACGGGACCCCUCCCACCAAUUUCGACACCUUCCCAGCAGCAAUAAUGACGGUGUUUCAGAUCCUGACGGGAGAAGACUGGAACGCGGUGAUGUACGACGGGAUCAAAUCUCAGGGCGGCGUCAAGGGCGGGAUGGUUUUCUCCGUCUACUUCAUUGUGCUCACCCUCUUUGGCAACUACACUCUGCUGAACGUCUUCUUGGCCAUCGCCGUGGACAACCUGGCCAACGCGCAGGAGCUCACCAAGGAUGAGCAGGAGGAGGAGGAAGCCGCCAACCAGAAGCUGGCGCUGCAGAAGGCGAAGGAGGUGGCCGAGGUCAGCCCGCUGUCCGCAGCCAACAUGUCCGUCACCAUGAAGGAGCAGCAGAAGAACCAGAAAUCCUCCAAGUCGGUGUGGGAGCAGCGCACGAGCGAGCUGAGGAAGCAGAACCUGCUGGCGAGCCGCGAGGCGCUGUACAGCGAGCUGGACCCCGAGGAGCGCUGGAAGGUGCCCUACGCUCGCCACCUGCGCCCGGACAUGAAGACGCACCUGGACCGGCCCCUGGUGGUGGACCCGCAGGAGAACCGCAACAACAACACCAACAAAACGCGGCCCGGGGAGCCCCCGCCCGACCCCCGCUUCGGGCCGCUCCGAGCCGAGGAGCUGCGCCGGCAGCAGCCGCGUUACCCCGAGCACGGCGGGGGACCCCGGCCCGGGGACCCCGCGGGACCCCCCGGGAGCCGCCGGCCCCGCAGCAGCAGCCGGGAGCCGGAGCGGGAGCCCAGCCAGGAGCGCGGCUACUCGGAGGGCGAGCGCCUCAAAGGGCGGCACCGAAGCCGCGACGGCCGCGCCGGGUCCCCCCCGCCCGAGCGGGAGCACCGGCGGCACCGCGGGCACCGGCGCGGGCCCGAGGAGGGAGAGGAGGGAGCCAGGCCCGAGCGGCGGCCGCGGCACCGGGAAGGGGGGCGGCCGCCGAGGGGGGAGGGCGACCCGGAGCACGGGGAUGGCGAGCGGCGGCGGCGGCACCGGCACGGGCCAGCGCCCGGGUACGACGGAGAGGGCAGGAGGGAGGACAAGGAGCGGAGGCACCGGCGGAGGAGGGAGACGCAGCCGCCCCCGGCGCCGUCGGGCCCCACGCUCUCCACCACCCGCCCCAUCCAGCAGGACCUGGGGCGCCGGGAGCCCCCCGUGGCCGAGGACAUCGACAACAUGAAGAACAACAAGCUGGCCACGGCAGAGCCCCCCGCACCGCCCUCCAUGGGCAACCACACCCCCUGCCCCCCCGCCGGACCCCCCCGCCGGGCCCCCCCAGCCGCCAACCCCCCGCCCCCCGAAAACAGCCUGGUGGUCACUAACCCCGGGCCCCCCAACAACCCCGGCAAGGCCGGGGGAAAGCCGGAGCACACGGCCGUGGACAUCCCGCCCCCGUUCCCGCCGCCCCCCAGUAACGCCCUGGUCCAAGUGAACAGGAACGCCAACCCCGAGCCGCUGCCCCGCAAGGAGGAGGAGGAGAAGAAGGAGGAGGAAGGCGACGCGCAGGACGAGAACGGCCCCAAGCCCAUGGUGCCCUACAGCUCCAUGUUCAUCCUCUCCACCACCAACCCGUUCCGGCGGCUGUGCCACUACAUCGUGAACCUGCGCUACUUCGAGAUGUGCAUCCUCAUGGUCAUCGCCAUGAGCAGCAUCGCGCUGGCGGCCGAGGACCCCGUGCAGCCCAACGCCCCCCGCAACAACGUGCUGCGCUACUUCGAUUACGUCUUCACGGGGGUCUUCACCUUCGAGAUGGUGAUCAAGAUGGUGGAUCUGGGGCUGGUGCUUCACCAAGGUGCCUAUUUCCGGGACCUGUGGAACAUUCUGGAUUUCAUCGUGGUCAGCGGGGCGCUGGUGGCCUUUGCCUUCACUGGCAGCAGCAAAGGGAAGGACAUCAACACCAUCAAGUCCCUGCGCGUCCUCCGAGUGCUCCGGCCCCUGAAGACCAUCAAGAGGUUGCCCAAGCUCAAGGCCGUGUUUGACUGCGUGGUGAACUCGCUGAAGAACGUCCUCAACAUCCUCAUCGUCUACAUGCUCUUCAUGUUCAUCUUCGCCGUGGUGGCCGUGCAGCUCUUCAAGGGGAAGUUCUUCUACUGCACGGACGAGUCCAAGGAGUUCGAGAAGGACUGCAGGGGCGAGUACCUGGUGUACGAGAAGGACAACGAGGUGAAGGCGCAGAAGCGCGAGUGGAAGAAGUACGAGUUCCACUACGACAACGUGCUCUGGGCGCUGCUCACGCUCUUCACCGUCUCCACCGGCGAGGGGUGGCCGCAGGUCCUCAAGCACUCGGUGGACGCCACGUACGAGAACCAAGGGCCGAGCCCCGGGUACCGCAUGGAGAUGUCCAUCUUCUACGUCGUCUACUUCGUCGUCUUCCCCUUCUUCUUCGUCAACAUCUUCGUGGCCUUGAUCAUCAUCACCUUCCAGGAGCAGGGGGACAAGAUGAUGGAGGAGUACAGCCUGGAGAAGAACGAGAGAGCCUGCAUUGACUUUGCCAUCAGCGCCAAGCCGCUGACCCGGCACAUGCCCCAGAACCGCCAGAGCUUCCAGUACCGCAUGUGGCAGUUCGUGGUGUCCCCCCCCUUCGAGUACACCAUCAUGGCCAUGAUCGCCCUCAACACCAUCGUGCUCAUGAUGAAGGUGGGCAGGGACGGCGCUGGGGGGGCUGGGGAGCCCCCCGGGGGUUGUUCUCAGGCCCCCCCCUGA